Messenger RNA from Cotesia congregata, 522 nucleotides. Lineage: Eukaryota; Metazoa; Arthropoda; Insecta; Hymenoptera; Braconidae. The record is from the annotation of a GenBank genome assembly.
UCUUCAUCUGAUGGUGCUUUAUUAGCAAGACAUGUAUUAUUAAAAUCUGAAAUUCCUAUUGAAAAACCUGCAUUAAGUGUUAAUCGGUUAUGUGGAUCAGGAUUCCAAUCAAUUGUCAAUGCUGCUCAGAGUAUAACAAGUGGAGAAUCUGAAAUAGUACUAGCAGGUGGUGCAGAAAAUAUGAGCCAGACGCCUUUUGUAGUAAGAAAUGUUAGAUUUGGAACAAUGUUGGGCCAAAAAAUAGAUUUUGAAGAUGCGCUGUGGGUAGGCUUAGCUGACAGUUACUGCAAUUUGCCAAUGGGCGGCACAGCGGAGAAAUUAGGAGCCAAAUAUGGAGUUACAAGGGAAGAAGUUGAUCAGUUCGCUUUACGGAGUCAGCAACGUUGGAAAGCCGCCAAUGACGCGGGUUACUUCAAAGCUGAGAUGGCACCAGUUUCAAUGACCAUAAAGAAGAAACAAAUUGAAGUGUCUGUCGACGAACACCCUCGCCCACAAACUACAAUUGAAGAUUUGAAAAAAUUA